AUGCCCCGCGUUACGACUUCGUGGAACGGGCAGCGUUUCCGUUCGCAGCCUUACGGCUAUCGCUCUACGCAAAGUGCCCAACAGAAUCAGCAGUCACGGGCAUAUCCUGGCGGCUCUUACGAUGCUCAAGCCUCCAUCAUCCAGUCUGAGGACCAAGUUGCUCCUGAGGCUUCCAGCAACAGCACUGGAGAGCAUACCGAUGGGCUUGCCCAUGUGGACUGGCAGCCUAUCCCUCCCACAGACGCCCCUAUUCCCGAUGUGGAGCCGCUCGACCUUCCGGCCCCGGCCCCGGCCCCUGUCCCUGCUCCGACCGAGCCCGGGUUGCCCGGAGAGAAGCUUGACGCCCCCCUGGACGGUGCUCCUGUCGGUUCCGGACCAAGUGAGCCGCCCCGAGGCCCUCGAUACCCUCGCUACGACAGCUACCGUCCACGAGAGCUCAAAAUGGUUAACAGCAUGUCUCUCCAGACAAUCAGCCGUACCAACAGCCGUGCUCCUCCAUCCAUGAGCAUUUACAACAACAGCCGUGGUGGCGGGGUGCAGGACAAUGUGUUCACCAAGGUUCCCACCGCUUCCAAGACCAUUUCUUUCCGUGUGGAUAGCGAAGAGACCCUUCUGCAGGCCUACCGACAUGUCAAGGCUAUGAAUCCGUCUGCUCCCGUGGGUGGCGUCAUGUUUAGCGUCGCACCAAAGACCGAGAAGCACGAGUUCCUUUUCACUGAGGUGGACAACAUCCGCUGGAAUGCCCUUACCGGCCGCCAGAAUUCUCACCUUCCACCUGGUGUGCAGAUCUUCCGAAACAGAGACGGAGGGUUUAGUAUCAACACCUGA
Messenger RNA from Fusarium coffeatum, 828 nucleotides. RefSeq lists its product as uncharacterized. The coding region runs from base 1 to 828 and encodes 275 amino acids. The transcript has 2 exons. Lineage: Eukaryota; Fungi; Ascomycota; Sordariomycetes; Hypocreales; Nectriaceae. The record is from RefSeq and is a predicted model, not a curated record.